CGUUGCGGAGGUUGUCGAGCAUCCUCUCGCUGCCGCCGCUGCCAUGGACGUGCCGACGUCGACGAGCACAAUGCUGCUACUGCUGCUAAUCGCAGAGUGUGGAGCGCAACUAGAUGUGUGCGGGCAGCCCCCGCUCAACAGCCGUAUUGUGGGGGGUCAGGCGGCCCCGUCGGGUGCGUGGCCCUGGCAGGUGAGCCUGCACCGCUCCGGGACACACUUCUGCGGGGGCUCACUCAUCAACAGCGAGUGGGUGCUGUCGGCUGCGCACUGCUUUAGGAGUACGAGAGCUGUCACUGCGUUUUUGGGUCGUCAGCGCCAGCAGGGUUCCAAUCCCAACGAGGUAAGCCGCAGGGUCACCGAGACCAUCCCCCAUCCCGACUACAACCCCGCCACCUUCGACAACGACGUGGCCCUGUUGAGGCUUUCCUCGCCCGUCACCUUCGACAACUUCGUCCGGCCCGUCUGCCUGGCCGCCGCCCCGAGCUCCUUCUUCACCGGAAUCGCCAGCUGGGUCACCGGGUGGGGCAGCAUCGGCUCGGGAGUUCCCCUACCACCCCCCCAGGACCUGAUGGAGGUGGAGGUUCCUGUGGUCGGAAACCGCCAGUGCAAUUGCGACUACACGGCGACGGGAUUGAGAAUCAGCGGCAACAUGAUUUGCGCGGGCCUGAGAGAGGGCGGAAAGGACGCCUGUCAGGGUGAUUCGGGUGGUCCCAUGGUGAGCAAACAAGGGUCCGUGUGGGUCCAGAGCGGGGUGGUCAGCUUCGGACAAGGUUGCGCCCGGCCGGAGUUUCCGGGCGUCUACGCACGGGUCUCCCGGUACCAGGAUUGGAUCAGCGGCCACGCGGGCAACGACAACCUGCCAGGCUUCGUCACCUUCACGUCCCCGGGCGCUGACCCGGACUCGGCGGUUAGCUGCGGCAACCCGCCGCCCACCGGCGGGACCGCGCCGCCCACCGGCGGGACCGCGCCGCCCACCGGCGGGACCGCGUCGCCCACCGUCACCAGCACGCGCCCACCGGUGUUGUGCGGACGCGCUCCUUUGAACGGGCGCCUGUCGGGCUCCGGAUCGGCGUCGGCUCUGGCAGGCUCUUGGCCCUGGAUGGCCAGCCUGCACUUGAGGGGGGCACACGUAUGUGGCGGCACGCUGGUGGCUGAGGACGCCGUGCUUACUAGCGCACAAUGCGUCACGCGGUCCGCUGCGCCGGACUGGACCGUCUUCCUCGGUCGCUGGAGGCAGAAUGGCUCCAACAGCUUUGAGGUGGCGGCGAGCGUGAUCAGCAUCGCAACCAGCACGGAGUCCGGUCCAAAUGUGGCAAUCCUGCACCUCGCCAGCCCGCCGCCGCUCUCCACCUUCAUUCAGCCCAUCUGCAUAGAGAGCGGGCAGACCUUCGCCGCCGGGUCCCCCUGCUGGGCCGCCGGAUGGAGCGCGGACCGAGGAGGAGAGGAGCAGGCCUUGCAGGAGGUCCAGACUUCGCUGCUGGACUGUGGGAACGCGUCGACCGCUGACAACAUUUGUACGCAACUUCUGCCACUGGACCAGGAAGACCGCGGCGGUCCAUUGAUGUGCCAGCUGGGCGACUCCUGGUACCAGGCGGCGGUGCUGUCGACCGACCCCGGCCGGGCGGAUAACGUGACGGUUUUCCCUCCGCUCAAUCGCUUCAGAAGCUUCCUGACGCGCGAAGUGGGGGACUUCUUGUCACCCACCACCUGCAGCGCUCCUCCGCCGCUCUUCCUCAGCCAGCUGCUGUUGGUCGCCACGGGCCUGCAGCCCAUCCUGAUGGUGCUGUGCCACUGAAUGAAACAGCAAAUGUCCCAAAGACAAUGUGAAAGUCAUUCUUUUAACCUCGAACCUUGCAUUCUCCUGACACCAAGCAAGCUUUCCAGAUAAUGUGAAAAUAAAGUGCUUCCUCUUGACGAAAAGGUUUUGGGUCAAAACAUGUAUUUGUGUAAACACUGUCCUUAAUAAAUGAACGUUAAUGUCCAACAA
Messenger RNA from Phycodurus eques (leafy seadragon), 1987 nucleotides. RefSeq names its product transmembrane protease serine 9-like. Gene Ontology annotation, molecular function: serine-type endopeptidase activity. The transcript is spliced from 10 exons. The coding region runs from base 44 to 1795 and encodes 583 amino acids. The record is from RefSeq and is a predicted model, not a curated record. Gene Ontology annotation, biological process: proteolysis. NCBI's taxonomy places the organism in Eukaryota, Metazoa, Chordata, Actinopteri, Syngnathiformes, Syngnathidae.